Molecule: messenger RNA, 2433 nt
Organism: Physcomitrium patens
Lineage: Eukaryota; Viridiplantae; Streptophyta; Bryopsida; Funariales; Funariaceae
Product: M phase phosphoprotein 10
Biological process (GO): rRNA processing
Cellular component (GO): nucleus; Mpp10 complex; small-subunit processome
Source: RefSeq, a predicted model, not a curated record
UGACCGCAAAUAGCUUGAUUCAGGGCGCAGAGUUGUAGGGCUUAUUCCUGCAUCCCCAAAGCCAUCAGCUGAUGAACGAGGGAUUGGCGAUGGCCGUUGUGUGUGUCUGUAGAGUUUUGCGGCAUUGAUCUGUGUAGCUAUGGGGACGAGUAAGAAAAUGAUGGUGAAAGAAGCAGUGCCUGCGACGGGGGCGAAGAGCUUGGAGGUGGUGGUGAAAGCAGAUCCCAAAGCAUGGCUUGCCGCUACUUCGGACCUUGUUCAGUGCACGAGAGCGGCGUCAGAGUACUUGUUCUCGGCGUUGGCAGUGAACACAGAAUCGCCACUCGAGAAAUUGCUCACGGUGAAUUUCGAUGCUGAGCAGAUAUGGCAGCAGAUUGACCUGCAAGCUACGCCAACUCUGAAUAAGAUUAGGAAGUCUCUCCGGAAGUUGGAGAAAACGCCCCCGAAUAAACUGUUUCAGUUUAAGGGCGAGAAGAAAUCUACGCAGCGAGGUUCGGCGAAAGAGAAAAGCCAGGAAUUGGAGUCCGAUGAGGACUCAGACAGCGAGGAUCUUGACGAUGAAGAAAUCUCAGGCUCAGAUGAUGAUAAAGAAGAUGGGGAUGAUUCAGGCAACGAAGAUGAAGUGGAAGAUGGUUCUAAAUCAGAGGAGGAAUACUCUGAUUACGAUGAAGAAGAGAAGAAAGCGGUAGAAGACAAGUUUCUGAAAUUAACAGAUAUGGAGAAGUUCUUAGAUCGGGCGGAUGCAGAGGAUGCUGGCAUUACUGAAGAUGGCAGUCAAGAUGAUGAGGAUGAUGGCGAAGAUGAAGAAGAGGAUGAUGACGACGAUUUGGAGAUGGAUGAAGCUUUUGACUUCUCCGCAAGAUUAGCAGAUAAAGACGAUGGUGAUAACACAUGGGGACCUAAAUAUUCGGAUUUUAUUGGAAAAGGCAAGAAGCAGAAACCUAAACCCUCGAAAAGACAAGAUAGCGACGAUGAACCUGGGGAUGAUGACCUUGAAGAUGAUGAUGAAGACGAGGAUGACGAGGGACCAGAGGCUAUGGUCACUGAUAGACAGAUCGUACCAGCGGAGGAGGGAAAGCUUUCCGCUCACGAAAGACAACAGGAGAAGACGAAGAGACGAAUCGAGCAGCUGGAGAAAUCAAAUUUAGAGUCAAAAGAUUGGACUAUGCAAGGCGAGGUGUCAGCUUCUAGAAGAUCAAAAAACAGUGCUUUGGAAGUUGAGCUGGACUUCGAGCAUGGUGCUCGUCCAGCUCCAGUUAUUACGGAAGAAGUAACACAAUCACUAGAGGAUAUGAUUCGGAGCCGGAUUAUUGAGGGCACCUUUGAUGAUCCGCAACCUAGAGCUCCACCAGUUACAGCUGCUCCCAAAGAACGCAUGGAAAUGGAUGAAGAAAAGAGUAAAAAGGGACUGGGAGAAAUUUAUGAGCAAGAGUACAUGGAAAACACCGGACUAGCAGCUGCUGCUACGCCUGCCAUGGAGGCUUUGAAAGCUGAGGCUUCAGCUUUGUUUAGGGGCUUAUGCAACAGGCUUGAUGCUCUCUCACAUUUCCACUUUGCACCCAAACCAAAAAUAGAAGAAAUGGAAGUGAAGGUUGAUGUACCAGCGCUUGCUAUGGAAGAGGUUGCGCCGCUUGCAAUUUCAGACGCAUCCAUGCUGGCCCCAGAGGAGGUUUACAAGGGUGAAGGCAUUAUCAAGGGAGAGAGUGAACUGACUCCAGAGGAGAGAAAGAGACGCAGAGCUCAGAAGAAAAGGAAGAGAAAAGGAGCCAAGAAGGCAGAAGAAAACUCAAAGAGAGUCCGUACCAUUAAUGGUCUAGCAAAGGACCCGCUGAAGGAGUUAAUUAUUAAGUCAACACCCGUUCCAGAGAAACGGACAUCAUCUUUCUCAAAAUCUGCCAAGGUGUUUGCUGCACUUGAUGUUGCCAAAGAGAAGGGCAAUAAGCCUGAUAAGCCUGACAAACCUGCAAUUAAUGCUUCGCAUUUGAAACUCUAGGUUUUAUACGCGAAAGGCUGCACUGGUUGCUUUUACAAUUUAGACGCAGAAUUUUGAAUCAUGAUAAAGUGUUUUCUGUGAUGUCUACCUGUCGAUUGCUGCAAAAGAAGGGAUUACAGGAUUAGACGUGUGGACCACAUAAACUCUUCUUUGGGCACGGGGCUGUAGGCAGAUAACCCAACUAGAGUAAGGCGAUUGAUCUGGCUUUUUAUGGCCUGUUUUUGUGGUCCAGUACACAGCCGAAGCUUUCUUACAUAUUGACUUCAGCACAGCCAAUAGGCAUCAGUAUACCGAAGUUCGCUACAGCAAUUCCUAGCUCGUAGGAAUCACCCAACCUUAUUGAAUGCUGACAAGGUGAUGGGAAUUCAAAUGUACCUCAGCACAAGCAUCAGGAGCUCUAUUCACUAUUUUUUGUGAUGAAGAGAACGUCAACUGUAUGA